GUUAUGGCAUGGGUUGUGCCGUCGAACCAGCCCUUUUGGGUUAUGGCUGAUUUGAGUUUGAUUCUAAAUGAGGGAAAUGAAAAAUAUUGGUAUGAACCAUGUAAGAAAUAUUUCAAUUCACUCAAAUAUCCACCAGAAGGUAAAAAUCCUUACUCAGCUCGUUACAUUGGUUCAAUGGUUGCCGAUGUUCAUCGUACACUGUUAUAUGGUGGAAUUUUUGCAUACCCAGCUGACAAAAAAUCAAAAAAUGGUAAACUUCGUAUCUUGUAUGAAUGUUUCCCAAUGGCCUUUUUAACUGAACAAGCUGGUGGCAAAGCUAUAGAUGGUAAAAAACGAGUGCUUGAUCUUGUACCAGGAUCUAUUCAUUCCAGAUGUCCUAUUUUCUUGGGCAGUAAAGAUGAUAUUGAAGAUGUAGAAAAAUUUUAUGCUGAUUUCAACAAGCCUUUGUUGAAAAAUGUUAAAUUUCAAGCAGUGGAUGACAAGGAGUAUGAUGUAGAAGAGAGUGAUAUUGAAGAUGAAGAAAGUGAAGAAUAA
Messenger RNA from Entrophospora sp. SA101, 534 nucleotides. NCBI's taxonomy places the organism in Eukaryota, Fungi, Glomeromycota, Glomeromycetes, Entrophosporales, Entrophosporaceae. The record is from the annotation of a GenBank genome assembly.